Messenger RNA from Protomyces lactucae-debilis, 801 nucleotides. Its product is annotated as 20S proteasome component beta 3. Lineage: Eukaryota; Fungi; Ascomycota; Taphrinomycetes; Taphrinales; Protomycetaceae. The record is from RefSeq and is a predicted model, not a curated record. The transcript has a single exon. The coding region runs from base 52 to 669 and encodes 205 amino acids. Gene Ontology annotation, biological process: proteasome-mediated ubiquitin-dependent protein catabolic process. Gene Ontology annotation, cellular component: proteasome core complex, beta-subunit complex; proteasome core complex.
GCCAUCACGACCGCCCACCCCUUCACACAACAACCUCCAGUAGCAGCCAGGAUGAGUAUCAUGGAGUACUCUGGCGGUACAUGCGUAGCCAUGGUCGGUAAAGACUGUGUUGCUAUUGCCUCUGACCUGCGACUCGGCCAGCAAGCGCUCACCAUUGCAAACAACUUUCCCAAAAUCUUCCCAGCAACAGAGAAGACACUCCUUGGCUUGACGGGCCUUGCGACAGAUGUCAUCACCUUGUCGGAAUUGUUCAGGUACAAGAUCAACAUGUACAAGCUAAAAGAAGAGCGUACGAUUGAACCAAAGACGUUUGCGCAUCUCAUCAGUUCUACCCUCUAUGAACGCCGCUUUUCACCCUACUUCACGUACCCAGUCGUGGCAGGCCUCAACAGUAAGACGAAUAAACCCUACAUCUGCGGCUUUGACUCGAUCGGCUGCAUUGAUUUCGCACGCGAUUUUGUCGUUUCUGGAACAGCAACGGAUCAGUUAUAUGGUAUGUGUGAGUCACUGUGGGAGCCGAAUCUCGAGCCGGAGGAUUUGUUUGAGGUGAUUUCACAAGCGUUGCUCAAUGCGCAGGAUAGAGAUGCCUUGUCUGGUUGGGGUGCGGUGGUCUACAUUGUUACAAAGGACAGCAUCUCGAAACGCCUGCUCAAGGGGCGGCAGGACUAGGAGGAGUUACUUUGCCUGGUAGAUUGCCUGGUAGAAUAUCAAAUCAAGAUGAUGCGCUUCCUGUAGCUACCCCCGUGAAAGUUGCGGAUAGCCAUAUGUUGUCUCGAUGGCACCUGUAGCCGUCUAAAGGCC